Messenger RNA from Fusarium fujikuroi IMI 58289, 921 nucleotides. RefSeq lists its product as uncharacterized. The record is from RefSeq and is a predicted model, not a curated record. The transcript has 3 exons. Bases 1 to 921 code for a protein of 306 amino acids. NCBI's taxonomy places the organism in Eukaryota, Fungi, Ascomycota, Sordariomycetes, Hypocreales, Nectriaceae.
AUGGCUGACGUCUAUUUCGCGUUGAAUGGCGGUGGCUUGACAGGCUCUCCUCCCGACCCCGCAAUCACUGAGCCACCAGAACCUUACGACAAAGACAUUCUCAAGCGUCAGAAUGUAGGCACUUAUGAUGUUUGUGGGUACUAUUCUAUUCCAGGGCAGUUUUGGGUCGCGAACUACUGCUAUUACUCUGGCGUGUCAACGACGACCUGUGCAACCAGCAGUAGCCACAUUGGAUGUGACGGCUAUAUCAAGACAAGAUGCUUUACCUCAUUGACUUGCACUUCGACAUCAUCGGAUGAGCUAUGCUGCGCUUCGGGAUGUGUCACGGCGAUUUCGACUGAUAGUGACGGUGACGAGCUCACCCUCUACCCGUUUUGUACGACAAAAGAUAUGGAAGUGGCCAUGUACCAAAAUCUGGAGGGCGUCUCGGCUAGCAUCGAGACGUCGAUAGAGUCUACUUCCGAGCCUACGAGUUCAGACGGCGAGUUGACCACAAAGACAGGAACGACAGGAGAGAGCAAGACCCAAGAGAUCACCUCAUCUGCCGAAUCAAGCUCGUCAUCUGGCCCAGAUUCCUCUUCGAAGUCUUCUGCCCCCGUAGGAGCCAUUGUCGGCGGUGUUCUAGGGGGGCUUGCCCUGCUCACCUUGAUUGGCUUUGGUCUCUGGUUCAUACGCCACAAAAAGCGUCAAGCAGGUAAUGGAUCACACGUCGUCGCGGCGACUGAUCAGCCACCAGUCGUCCCCUAUUACCAGCAGCAGCCUGUCACUCACGCCCAAGGCGAGGUGAACUAUCAGCCGCUGUCAUCGGGUACCUUGCCUGAGCCAAAGGCGUACUCGCCUUCUUCUAACAUGCGGCAUUCAGCCUUUAAUGAACUUCAAUCUUUCCAUCAUGAUAGCACGAAUCCAGCUGGGUAUCGCUGA